Molecule: messenger RNA, 3964 nt
Organism: Spodoptera litura
Lineage: Eukaryota; Metazoa; Arthropoda; Insecta; Lepidoptera; Noctuidae
Cellular component (GO): cytoskeleton
Source: RefSeq, a predicted model, not a curated record
GGCUGCAUUUGGACGAUGUCUCCAAAUAAGUCCGUAUGUGCGAAGGUGAUCGACGGGCGGUCCGGUGCGCCGGCGGCGUCCCUGCACGGUCGCUGGCCGCCGCCUCGCGUCGCACCGACUCCUGCACCGUGCGACUACGAGCCGAUCAAAGCCGUCCGGGCCGUCUACGACCACGCUCCGGCUUUCUCCAUUGGCCAACGAGUGAAUCCCCCUCAGCCCGGCGGCAAAACGCCAGCGCCGAACACGUAUUCUAUGCCCCCUGUGCUUGGUGAAGCAAAGGAGGGUGGUAAACGCGCAGCACCAGCUUUCAGCAUCACAGGCCGUGGUAAAACCUUGGAGUCGAAGAUCCCGUUGCCGGGACCUGGCACCUAUACCACGGACAAAGCAUCUGCAGUGCUCACAAAGCGCCCCCCUGCUUAUACUAUUGCACCAAGACGGGAGUCCAAGCCACCCACGGCCAUUGUACCCGGACCCGAUGUCUAUUGCCCUGAAAAGGGUCACAAGACUGUGCGCGACAAAAUCACAAGAAACACCAUUUCAAGAAAAAUGAAGUUCGAAAGGACAGAACAAGUUCCUGCACCUAACGCUUAUUGCCCUGAAAAGGCUGAUAGAGUAUUAAGAGAAAAAUCACCAGCAUUCUCAUUUGGAACUAAAACAGACAUUAUUAAAAUUCAAAAUGCACCUGCCCCUAACGUUUAUUCACCGGAAAAAUCUCUCCAUUCAUUGAAGAACGGACCUAAAUAUACCUUAGCUGGUAAAGGUAUAGCUGAAAAGCAUGAAGUGACGCCAGGUCCUAAUUACUACACUCCUCAGAAAGCUGAUAAAAUACUACAUGGAAGUUCUCCAGCAUACACAAUGCGCUCAAAGGAAGUAGUUGAAAAGUUUGAACAAACACCAGCACCGAACGUUUACGCACCAGAAAAAUCUAUACAUAUGCUUAAUGGUGGCCCUAAAUACACUAUUUCGGGCAAAGGAGUAUGUUCGAAAUUAGAACAAACUCCAGCACCUAAUAGCUAUUGCCCCGAGAAAGCUGACAAAGUUCUACACGAAAGUUCACCAGCUUAUUCAUUCAGAAUUAAAGAUCAAACUGUUGUAAGGAGCGAUUCUCCAGCCCCUAAUGUUUACGCACCAGAAAAGUCUAUUCAUAUGUUGGACGGUACUCCUAAAUUCACUAUGAGUGGCAAAGGUCACAAUGAAAAAAUUGAGAAUACUCCAGCUCCUAAUGCUUAUUGUCCUGAUAAAGCAGAUAAAAUAUUACACGAGUCGUCGCCGGCGUACACGUUUAGAGUAAAAGAUCAAAUACACAAAUCUGAUAACACACCAGCACCGAAUGUCUAUGCCCCAGAGAAUUCCGUAAAAAUGCUUCACAGUGCACCUAAAUUUAGUAUAGCUGGAAAGGGUCAUACUCCAAAAACCGACUACGUCCCAGCCCCAAAUGCUUACAACCCUGAUAAAUCUGAUAAACUUCUCCACGAAUCAUCACCUGCAUAUACUUUCAGACCAAAGGUUGCUUUGGAUAAGCCCAGUGACACACCAGCGCCAAACAAUUAUGAUCCACAUUUGUUGGAUGGAACACCUAAAUUUAGUUUAUAUGGAAAAGGCCACGAUCCUAAAAUUUCUAAUACACCGGGGCCAAACGCCUAUGAUCCUCACCUAUUAGAUGGGACACCUAAAUUUACUAUUUCAGGAAGGCCUCACACGGGUAAGCCAUCAGAUGUACCGGCACCCAAUGCUUAUGAUCCUCAUUUACUCGAUGGUACCCCCAAAUUCUCAUUGGCUGGCAAAGGUCACGAUGGAAAGCCCUCUGAUACACCAGGGCCGAAUUACUAUGAUCCCCAUUUACCUACUAAUUCCCCAAAAUACACAAUUUCUGGUAAAGGACCUGACGGAAAACCUUCUGACACUCCAGGUCCUAAUGUUUACGAUCCACAUCUGCCUUCCAAUACACCUAAAUAUACCAUAUCUGGGAAAGGACCAGAUUCUAAAGUUUCUGACAAUCCUGCACCUAACAAGUACGAUCCUCAUAUUUUGAGUAACACUCCAAAAUUCACCAUAGCUGGCAAGGGGCAACCAGGCAAAAUUGAAAAUUAUCCAGCUCCAAAUGCGUAUAAUCCAGAUAAAGGUGACAAAUUAUUAUUGGAGAGUUCUCCUGCAUAUUCAUUUAGAACAAAACACCCAUUACAUAAACCAGAAGAUACACCUGGUCCUAAUGCAUACGAUCCCAGUAAGUAUGACUACAUGCUAGAUGGCGCUCCUAAAUACACUUUUGGCUCUAAGGGUCCAGCCGACAAACCAUCGAACAAUCCAGCUCCUAACGCUUACAGCCCAGAUAAAGCUGACGGGGUAACACAUGAACAUGCUCCGUGUUAUACAUUCCGGCCAAAGAUUGCUAAUGAUAAAAUACCUAAUACACCUGGCCCGAAUGCUUACAAUCCAGAAAAAGCUGAUGUUGUUACACAUGGUCACUCUCCAGCGUACUCAUUGGCCCCUAGAGGAAAGGAUGCAAAAAUCAACGACACUCCCGCACCCAACGUAUACAGUCCUGAAAAAGCUGAUAGGAUUUUGUUGGACAGUGCACCACGAUACUCGUUCAGAAUAAAGACCAACCCUCAUAAGCCUGAUGUUGUUCCUGCACCAAACAGUUACAAUCCCGAUAAAGCAGACAAAGUGUUACUGCAUUCUGCUCCGCAAUACACGUUCAGAGUAAAGACUGACACCGUAAAACCAGUUGAUACUCCAGCUCCGAAUUCCUACAAUAUUCCAACGCCUGUCGAAACCCCGUUGUAUACGAUUUCGGGUAGACAUAAGGAACCAACAGAUGAGCGGCUGAAGGUUCCAGCUCCGGGAACUUACAACCCAGAAAAGGGUUACAAGUUCGUUUUGACUUAUUCUCCACAGCACACUUUUGGUAUUAAAAUACAAACAAAUAAAUUCGCUGAUACCCCUGCUCCGAAUUCAUACCGCAUCCCGUCUGUGUUGGACACUCCGGUGUACACGAUAUCGGGACGUCAUAAGGUGCCUGUGGACGACCGCACGCGAGUUCCCGCGCCUGGCACCUACUCCCCCGAAAAGGUGCAGAUCAACAAGACGCCACAAAUAACCUUCGGCAUCAAACACUCGCCUUUGUUAGGACAACUGAGACCUUUAGAACCUCGUCCUACUGAGAGAACCACGCCGUCCAACAAUACUACUAAAGUCACACAAGUUCAGAGGACCGUGACAAAACAGGUCCCCAACCAAAUUGAGAACAACAGGAGAGUUGAUCACGAAAACGUUGUUGAUAUCAAUGAGACCAAUCAAAUCUAUGACUCGCGUGCUCAUGUGACGCAAGUAAGACACGACAGUGAGAUAAGAAGUACAACAGUUUCCCCCGAACCUGUUCAGCAUCAAGAAACUCUUACUCAGGAAAUUGUAUGGAUUCCUGAGAAACCCGUCCGUCGCGGUUCCUACACGAUUGAAAAGACCGACGGCAAUGGAUUUUACGAGAACUACCAGAACAGUGACGUCAUUCCAGUUGAGAACGGAGUUAUUAGAACAGCUGAACAAGGAGAAAGAGGUGCCAGGUGCUCCGAGGAGAGGAGUAACGAAGUGAUUAGGAGGGAUGGUUACGAACAAAAUAUUGAAAAGAACGUGAGGAAUGCUACUGCGCACGAGAAGAAACAGGCAGCUACUGAAGAAGUACGUUCAAACACCGAUGUCCAGAAACUUGCCAAUGGUGGUAUUUCUAAGACGACGACCACAACUACUAUUAGGAAGGUGGGAACUGCAGCCAGAACUGCUAAUGAGACCACUGCAGUGACCCGUACAGCUACUGUCGUUACGUCACGUGAUAUUGGCGUCAAGUAAACCAAGUCAAACCAAGGAGUAUGGCGCCUAUUUUAGCUGUAGUGUUGAUCCUACUUAUUAAUAAUUUACAAUAUUUUCGUAACGAUUAACAAUUAAGUCGCAUUGAUCUUUUCAUGAU